AUGAAAACAUUUGGCGAGGAUUGUUCUGAUUGCCCUCCGCCUGUGCCAAUUUUGGCCAUAGUAUUGGGCGUGAUCGCUGGUAUCGUCAUUCUUGGCUUAAUAUUGCUUCUCGUCUGGAAACUUCUCACCGUUCUGCACGAUCGUGCUGAAUUCGCAAAGUUCGAUAACGAGAGGCUUAUGGCCAAAUGGGACACUGUACGUUCAUUUUAUUUGACUUUUCUUUCGAUUUUUUUCGAUAAUUGGUUAAGUGAUGUGGAUCUGAAUUGGAUAGUUAUUCGGAAUUGUGGGUAA
This is a messenger RNA of Anisakis simplex (herring worm), 291 nucleotides long. NCBI's taxonomy places the organism in Eukaryota, Metazoa, Nematoda, Chromadorea, Rhabditida, Anisakidae. The record is from the annotation of a GenBank genome assembly.